This is a messenger RNA of Coregonus clupeaformis (lake whitefish), 1497 nucleotides long. Its product is annotated as CMRF35-like molecule 3. The coding region runs from base 224 to 1015 and encodes 263 amino acids. The record is from RefSeq and is a predicted model, not a curated record. The transcript is spliced from 5 exons. Lineage: Eukaryota; Metazoa; Chordata; Actinopteri; Salmoniformes; Salmonidae.
GUGUGUGUGUGUGUGUGCGUGUAUGUGUGCUUUGUAUUAGUAGGCAGUGCUAAAUGAAAAUGCAGUGGAAAAAGAAGAGGACAGGUUGCUCAACUGAUUAUAAUUUAAGAAGACAGACUGAUUGGACAGUGUAUGUGUGUGAUCAGUGAGAACUGACAAGUUAUAAUUGUUAACAGGGAGUUAGCGGUAGUUACUGGCAAGUACUGGGACAUAGCUCAUCACGAUGAAUAAUUUUUGGAUCCUCUCCCUCUGCCUCCUAUCAGCUGGGGUCUCAGUGGGGUCAGGGUUCAUCACAUGGAGAGGUAUGGAGGGAGGAAACACUCACAUCAACUGUACUUAUGAACAGGGCUUUGAGGCAUUCCCAAAGUACAUCUUAAAAGGAGACUACCUAUUCGAAAUUCUCAUUAAAACCCUAAAGGUCCCUAACCAGAGUCCAGUAUGGACUUAUAAAGGGAGAUAUGCGCUAUAUGACGACACAGAGAGAAGAGUCUUCACUGUGACCAUUGAUAACCUGAACCUAGAGGAUGCUGGAACAUACUGGUGUGGAGUGGAAUCAUGGGGACUAGAUAAGCUGAUUCAAGUCAGGCUCACUGUGGAUAGAGUUUCAGGUAACUCAGUUUUAAGAAUCUCACUGGGGACUGUGAGUCUGGCUGUGUUGCUGCUAGUGGUCAGCCUGCUAAUAGUCUACAGAUGGAAAUGUAACAAGGAACAAGGGCCAGUCUCUCCCAGCAGACAGAAGUCUAGCAAACCAAACACAGGAAACACUAAAGAGGCAACCUACAAAAAUCUGAACCCCAGCAUGGCAAACCAAGACACCAUCUACCAAAGCCUGAAUCCUGAAACUGCAAACCAAGACACCAUCUACCAAAGCCUGAAUCCUGAAAUUGCAAACCAAGACACCAUCUACCAAAGCCUGAAUCCUGAAACUCAAACUGCAAACCAAGACACUAUCUACCAAAGUUUGAACCCUGGACUUGCAAACCAAGAUACCUUCUCCCUAAACCCUGGCCCCUGAAUGAAACUAGAACUUAUUGCAUGCCAAUAUUGUGCUCCAUAUCUUGAAUUAUGGUGAAGGUAAUGUAUUGACCUGGAUAGGUAUGUCCCUAGUAAAAUAAAUCCUAUAGGAUUAGUGAGUUUUCCAAUAGAAUCCCACAGGAUUCUCACAAUCCUAUAGGAUUUUGUCACCUCUAACAGAAUCCUAUUGGAGUCCUAUUGUACUACUUUUUGCCUAUUGGACUUUUACUUAACCCAUUAAAUUAUAGUUUGUUCCAGUACAAUACAACAUCAUUCAUUACAACAUUUUCGUUAAUUGGAAAAAACAGUUCUGUAUUAAUUUCUGCUUUAUUGACCUUUAAUAAAGCCUGUCCCUUUAAGAGUGACAGAUGACUUCACAGCAAGCAUGAGCUUGCAGCGUUAAUAGGCUCUAUGCACGCAUCACUUCCGCAUUGGCGUAAGGAUGCUUGGGCAUUUCCGGUUACCGGAAAAAAACAUUAGACA